UUUCUUUCUCAUUGCUACAAAAGAAACCAAAAAAAAAAAAUAUAACAUUUUUUAUAGGACUGUAGAAAUUUUACAUAAAAUCAUGAUGUCGGUAAAAUUAAAGCUUCCUGAUCAAUGUUGAUUAUGAUGAAUACAGAUAUUUUCAAACUUUUGUCAAACGGUCAUACAAGACAAAAUAAGAUUGUUUGUUUUUCAAAAUAUAUAGUACAUAUUCCUGGAACUGUCAUUAUCUUCUCCUCAAUAUAUAUAAUGAAGGUAUAAAUACCAUGCAUUCGCGUUCUGAAAAAUGCAUUUUGAAUUCGAAGCGAAAUGAAUUUGCUAUUUAUGAUAUGCUUAAUUGGCUUGGCGUUUACGCUAGCGAGCUGUCGACGACAUGAAGAAGAAUUGUACGAGGGAAGCGGUGGAGGAUCUUACGAAGAAGGUGUGUUUGGCGGAACAAAUGAAAGACCAAACAAUUUUGAUAGGUGGCCAAAUCAGAAUAAUUGGCAUUACGCGGGAGGUUGGCAACAGCCAGGAGGUUGGCAAAGACCGGGAGGUUGGCAACGACCGGGUGGAUGGCAACGACCCGGAGGUUGGCAACAACCGGGACCCUGGCAAAGACCAAAUCCUGGCUGGAACAAUCCCGGCCCAUGGCGGUAUCCAGGAGAUUGGAACAAUCAUGGAUAUCCCGGCAGCUACUAUCCAUCCGGUGGAUCUACAGAAGGUGGUAGACCGGAUCCUGGUAAAGGUGUUCCACCUCCCGAAAGUGGAGGCAGUGGUGGUAAAAAUUCAGAUACCGAAAGCAACGAUAGUCAAGGAACAAAAAUUGGGAGCAAAUACGAAAUCGUUGAUUUGAGGGCGUCUCCAUAUUAUUAUGGAUAAGAUAAAUUCAUAUGUUAAUCACUUUUUUUUAUUUAAUAAAGCAGAA
Messenger RNA from Drosophila eugracilis, 907 nucleotides. RefSeq lists its product as uncharacterized. Lineage: Eukaryota; Metazoa; Arthropoda; Insecta; Diptera; Drosophilidae. The coding region runs from base 374 to 835 and encodes 153 amino acids. The record is from RefSeq and is a predicted model, not a curated record. The transcript is spliced from 2 exons.